Molecule: messenger RNA, 696 nt
Organism: Daktulosphaira vitifoliae (grape phylloxera)
Lineage: Eukaryota; Metazoa; Arthropoda; Insecta; Hemiptera; Phylloxeridae
Gene: ATPsynF
Product: putative ATP synthase subunit f, mitochondrial
Exons: 2
Coding region: 138-461 (107 amino acids)
Biological process (GO): proton motive force-driven mitochondrial ATP synthesis
Molecular function (GO): proton-transporting ATP synthase activity, rotational mechanism
Source: RefSeq, a predicted model, not a curated record
UGGCUAAGUUUUAGCUUGCGACGGGCAUCGUUUUUAACCUUUGCAGAGGUAGAAACGAGAAUUUGAUUAUUUAUACUUUAUUUCGUUGCAAGUCUACUUUUUCAGUUUUUCGGUUUACAUUUAUUAUAAAGUCCAUCAUGGCCAUCGGUGAUUAUCCGGCCGAGUAUAACCCUAAAAUACACGGACCUUAUGAUCCAGCUCGCUACUAUGGUAAACCGGAUACUCCUUUUUCGCAAGUAAAACUCAAAGAGAUUGGCCAAUGGAUAUCUCGUCGCAACAAAUCACCGCAAGCUAUUGUGGGUGCUUUUAGCCGUGCUUACUGGAGAUGGUCACACAAGUAUGUCCAGCCUAAGCGUGUAACAAUUGCUCCAGUAUUACAUAUUAUUACGGGAUCCAUGUUGUUCUUCUAUGUUCUUAAUUAUGGUAAAUUCAAGAAUCAUCGCACCCAAAAGUACCACUAAUAAAAUAUGUUCACAAUUUUAGAAAUCAUUUAAAUAGUUUGUUUCUUUUUACAACGUUAUAAAAUACAUAAAAAUAUUUUUAACAAUAAUUUUGUUUAUUAAUAGUUUUGGAUGUAACAUAUAGAAUUAAAAAAUGCUGUUAUUAUACUAUAAUUUAUAUUGAAUUCAUAAGAAAAAUUUCUAAAUAAACUGUAGUAUGUUACCCAAUAAAGUAAUAUACUUAAUUAUUUUUUAA